UAUGAGGUCAUUUCAUCAAAUUUCCUCUUUCCUAGCUGUGUGACUUUUGAGCAAGGAAAGAGAAGGGAAGGAGAACGCUAUGGCGGGAGCAGCGGUACCGCAACCUUGGACGCCGAGAUUUGCGGUUCCAUGCGGCCACCUUAUAACCGCUCACAUCGCAAUCCGCCUCAACAGCGUUUUUCACAAGCGGUUCGACACUCGUCGUCAUCGUCUUCAGCUUGGCUCGCUCCUCCAAUCUACCAUCAAGGAUGUAUGGCAUGAGACCACCCUUAAAUUCAAAAGGAUUAAAUUUCUUCCAUGGUCAGAAGAUGCCGUUUCAGUUGCAGGUUCAUCAGGCUCGUCUUACAUUUGGGCAACAGAUAACGAUCAAAACAAAAAUAAUGCGGGUGACUUUGGACCAUUGAAUUCCCGCACAUCAAGAAAAGCUUCUUUUAAUGGCAGAAAAUGGACAAAUGUUUUCCUCGCAAUUAAUGUCUUAGUCUUUAUAGCGCAAUUUGCUACAAAAGGGAAGCUACUGCUCUGGGGUGCUAAGAUCAAUAGUCUCAUUGACCAAGGACAACUUUGGAGGCUAGUGACAUCUUCCUUUCUGCAUGCAAAUAUUGGCCAUCUCAUGGUCUCUGUGAAUCAUGUAAAUUGUUAUUCUUUGAAUUCCAUUGGUCCAACUCUGGAAAACAUUUGCGGGCCUAGAAGAUUCGUUUCAGUUUAUAUCGCCUCUGCCAUUGCAAGUUCACUGAUGAGUUAUAGGUUUUGUAAAGCACCUGCCAUUGGUGCAUCUGGAGCAGUUUUUGGUCUGGUUGGUUCAUUUGCCAUAUUUAUACUCAGGCACCGAGACAUGGUUAAAGGAGGUGGCAAGGAAGAUUUGUUGCAUAUCUCAAAUGUGAUCAUCAUUAACAUGGCAAUUGGCAUUUUAUCUAAGGGCAUCGACAACUGGGGACAUUUAGGUGGUUUACUCGGAGGAUUUGCUGUCUCAUGGCUUGUUGGUCCAGCAUGGAGGUAUGAAUCGACUGGAGGGAGACGAGUCUUUGCUGAUAGAGCACCUAUUUUCUUCCUAACCGACAGAAGAAAAAAGACACUUUAAUUACUGUCAUAAAAUUUGGUGUGUAUAGCCUUUGAAAUUCACCUUAAUGCCAAUUAGUUUGUUCUUUGAAUAAUCAACUAAAUAAUGUAAUUGCUUUUCCAAUAUUAGUUCAAGAGAGUUUUUUCUA
This is a messenger RNA of Impatiens glandulifera, 1205 nucleotides long. RefSeq names its product RHOMBOID-like protein 10, chloroplastic. Gene Ontology annotation, cellular component: chloroplast membrane. The coding region runs from base 80 to 1078 and encodes 332 amino acids. Lineage: Eukaryota; Viridiplantae; Streptophyta; Magnoliopsida; Ericales; Balsaminaceae. The record is from RefSeq and is a predicted model, not a curated record. Gene Ontology annotation, molecular function: serine-type endopeptidase activity. The transcript is spliced from 9 exons.